This is a messenger RNA of Ilex paraguariensis (yerba mate), 369 nucleotides long. The record is from the annotation of a GenBank genome assembly. Lineage: Eukaryota; Viridiplantae; Streptophyta; Magnoliopsida; Aquifoliales; Aquifoliaceae.
AUGCGAAUAGCAUUUGAACAAAACAAGGGAGAAGCUAUCUUCGAUGUUAUUCAUGUUUCUAUUACAGCCACGGGAAACCUCAUUUCUGGUCGGAGUCGCAGCCGGAGACCGGCGAUGGCUGCCGCCGCUGGAAAACCCCUCUCCAUCGCCACCGGCGCUUCCGCUUCUUCUGCCGUAAAAUCCUUUGAUUUCUCCGCCGAUUCACCGUCGAGACUUAUACUCUCGCCCGAUCAAAUUGGUCGCUGCUCCGAAGCCCUCAGUGUUUUUAAAGACAAAAAGUUCCGAAACCCUGAAGAAAUAAACCGUGAGUUUAAGAUCUUGCAGGUACUCUCGCUCGCUCGCUCGCUCGCUAUAUCUCUAUGUGGAUAG